AUGUCCGCUCCACAAGGCGGGACUCAGGCUGCAUCUAGACCAUCGGGGUCACAGCAGAGCCUGGCGUCACUCGAUCUCAAGCGGGGGCGGCGAACUCCUGCAAACGGGCCUAGCAACAACCAGCAGUCUGGCAACACAAGAAGAGGAACAAAACAGCCAGGGAAUCCCAAUGUGUACACGCGGCCAAAGUCCAAAGGAGCCCAGAACAAGAAUAAUGUUUAUAGAAGGUCUAAAGAUGGUCAGGCGACGAAACAAGGUCAAAGUCAGAGCCUGAGUCGUACUGGCAGUAACAACUCCAAGAAUGGGAGCCUUCUACCGAGACGCCAACGCUCCGAGAAUCGUAAAGGCAAUUCAGGAAUAUAUGCCGAUGGCUGCCAAAAAAGUGAUACAGUUCAUUACGGAGACACAUCUCUGCUAGGUGGAGUUUUCGAUGAUCCUGUGAGCCUUGGUUUCCUGGCUCAACCCAGGCAAGUACCCAAGAGACCAACUCCUAGAUUCAUGCUUUCACAGCCUCGAGUACUAAUUACCCCUCCGUUUAAACAAGACGACUGGGACAGACAAAAUCAAGAGAAAAUGCUUCAGAUGGAGCAGGCCAACGUGGGAGGGGACUACCAAGGCAUAUAUGAGGAAUUCCAAAAAAUGAGAGAAGUGGAAAGAAAGAAAAUGGAGGAGUUAGGUCUCGUUGACGCAGAAAACACCACCAAGGACCUAAAUGAAGCGAUUACAUUUCAGGGAACCUGUCUAGAUAUGUGUCCUGUGUUCGAACGAGUUCGAAGGGCCCUUGAGAACAACGUGAAGAGCCUCGAAAAGGACCCGGUAACCAACAAAAUUUCCAGAGAAAGGGCCGUCAAGGCAUUUUCCCGUCCAGCUGCUGGGCAACCUCCUCUGAUGCCCUCAGAUGUGAGGCCGCCACAUGUCUUAGUGAAGACCCUAGACUACAUCACUGAUAACAUACUACAGCAUCUUCCUGAUGCCCACUCAUUCAUUUGGGAUCGAACUAGAUCCAUUCGUCAGGAUUUCAUUUAUCAAAAUUUUUUUGGCCCUGAAGCCAUUGAUUGCAAUGAGAGAAUCGUCCGAAUCCACUUGGUAUCCCUCCAUAUCAUGGCUGGUAGCGAUGUGGAAUAUUCUCAACAACAAGAGCUCGAGCAGCUCAACAAAGCGCUACAGACACUAACGGAAAUUUACCAGGAUGUAAGAAACAACGGCGGGCGCUGUCCGAACGAAGCUGAAUUUCGAGCUUACCACCUCAUAAGUCAUUUCAGAGAUCCUGAGCUCGAAAGAGAGAUUCAGACACUUCCUGACGAUGUAUUACAGUCGAAGGAAGUGAAGCUAGCGCUUCGCUUUAGGACUCUCAUGACGCAGAAUAAUGUUGUCGAAAGAGGAACAGUUAAUUCUGUUGGAGCGCUUAAUCUUUUUGUGGAAUUCUUCAGGCUUGUCUAUAGUCCAGAAACGCCCUACUUACUAGCCUGUUUAUUGGAGACACAUUUCAAUGAGUACCGUUUUUAUGCAUUGAAGACUAUGACAAGGGCUUACCAUACUAAAGGACGUGCCUUCUUGGCCGAAUCAUUACAGAGAAUGCUUGGAUUUGACUCAAUCGAAAAGUUGGCUGCAUUCGUUCAAUACUAUGAAGUCGAUACUUUUGAAGAAGAUGGCACUCUCCUCAUUGAUCUCUUCAACAAGGAGAAAUUAGAGAAGAAGUAUAAGUUGAAUACGUACAGCGAGAAGCCAAAGUUGUCUCAGGCGUAUUCGCUGCAAAUUGACGAGAAAGCCAGAGGCUAUACAUCACGCGACUUUGUCAAUUCAGGGCAUUCAAACGCCGAUUUGCAGCUCAAGAGAGAUGCCCAGCCAGUAAUCAACCUGGUCAUACGAAAACCUAUAAAGGCAGCCCUGGCCUCUGACAAAGCGGACUCAAUUACUUCAUUUAUUGGAUCCAAUAUAGCACAAGAUAACAGCAAAACUUUAGCUUCCUUCUCGUCCAAUAAUACUACUUCCAGUCCCACAAUUGAUCAAGGUACACUCAAAACUCCCACCUUCCAGUUUGGUCAAAGUCAACCACCACCAUCGAGUGCAGCUUCCUUUGGUGGUUUUGGCUCGUUUGGCCAGGCACAGACUACCCUGAAUGUCGGUUCGUUGAAUCUAGAGGAUUUUUUAAAGGCGCAAAACGGUGGAUUACAAACAUCAAUGACAAUCUCACAAGACGCGAAAGCACAGAAGACUCCAUCGUUCUCAUUUGGUAAAGCCAGUGAACCUGUCAAAGAAAAGGAAGCGCAGAAGAGUGUUUUAUCGAAACACGAUGUUUCAGAGACUGGUUCGAGAAGUACACCCAAGGAGGUUUCGUUUGGUAACGCAGUAAGUAUUCCGUUUGACUCUCAGUCACAGCCAAACACAGACUCAGUGUAUACGCCACAGGUCAUUGAGCUAAAGGACGAAAAACCAUCUCUCAUUGAUGGGCUGAAGGAACUACCUGACAAGAAUCAUUUCCACAGUGAGAAAAGCGCAUCAUUACAACUACCAUCAUCCACAUCGAUUCCAUUAUUCAAACCAAAGGAACCCAUGCCAGAGUUUCAAACAACCCCCCCAAAGCCAUCAAUACCUCCCCCCCGCAAGAAACUCAUUGACGCCAAGAGUUUCCCCGAAGCUGUCAAAACAGUACUCGACGAUCUCAUUGGUCAAGUCAUCGACGAGUCUCUUCAAAAAAUGCUACCAAGAAUAAUAAAGUACGCAAAUAGAGCCACUGAAAGGCAAACGUUGAUAAAUGGUUUGGCAGAUCAGCUUUUCAAGGCUUUCGUGGAUGAAAUUACAUAUAACUCUGCCCUCGAAGCGUUGGCAGAUAAUCUACUGAAGAAGAGAAUAGUCAAGAAGACCUUAAGUAUGUUGAGAUGCAAUUACGAGAGAAGAAGAAUAAAGAAUGAUGAAAGGAAACAAAAGUUGCAAGAGCUCCAGUCCAUUGCGUUCAAGAAGCCGUCGCUUAAAAGAGUCUCUCUGUCAACGAGCUUUACCACUGAUGGGCUGAUGAGAAAACGCAUGAAUCAUUCCCCAAUGAACGAUAGCUUCCUUCAAAUGAAUGAGAAGCAGCAGGCCAUCAGAGAACUCUGGAAACCUCUUGAUCUCGAUACUUUCGUUGAAGCAUGCGCAUCCCGAGUCAGAGUCCCAGAGAAGACAGAUUUGAAGUGCUUGCUCAUUGUUGAAGACUGGAGUUCGCCAAAUUCGAAAUGGCUUAAUACAAAAUUCGGCUUGCAAGUUACCAACAACGGACAAUUAUACAAGAAUACAGCAAAGAGUUCGACGCUUCUGAUAGACUUUGAGAGUUUGCCCAGCGGGAAUAGUCUACAAGAGAGUCUGUUUAGACUGAGUGCGUUUGUGGUGUUCGAGUGUGGAUUAUUAGAUAACAAUCAGGUUGAAACCUUUGGAAGCUUGCGGGCCAAGCUCGAAAGGGACGGAAAAAUUCUCCACAAAAUAGUACAGUUGUGCAACCGCUAUUGUCUUUAUAAAGUUCAGAUCCUAUUGGUUCUCUGGGAUGUUCAGAACAGCGGUAUCAGCCCUGGCGAGGUCAAGAACGUAAUGCGCUUGAAAGACCUUACCUACAACGUUGUACAAGAUUUGAUAAUGUGUGACAUGUCUUCUGCUGAAGAGAAUGUGUCUGAAACACUCCAAAAAGGUUUGCAAAGAAUGUGUGAGAGAUUUAGAGGUAAACUCACCGACCGCGGAGUAAAGAAAAGAGCGCAACUAGAGUUGGAGAUACAGAAGAAGAAAGUAAACGAGGAGCAGUCUAUGAAAGCACGCAGCACAGAGGAAGCCGAGAUGGCGCUCCGGAUAAAAGAACAAGAAGCUCUCAAGAGAAUGGAGGAGACAAAACGUUUGAAUUAUCUCAACAAGCACAUCAACAACUCGAUUGAUAUGAGCAAUGCUUCCUUCCGCACUGCUGCAAACAGUACUAGAGGGCUUGACACUUCAGUCAUGGGAAACAGAUCUUACACUUUACUCAACCUCAACCACUCAAUUUUAAACCACGACACAACGCACCGGCCUAAAGACUUUUCCGUUCUCGGCCCAUAUGGGAACAAUGUGAGUGUGCUUGAGGAGAGCACCCCAUUUGGAUCGCCGCGCUCCAGUGUUUCAAAGAGCUCUCUUCCAAAGAAAGUGAACGAGCUCAAGGAGCUCACGGCAUCCAUCCGGGCAAAGUACAAGAAGGCGAAGUGA
Molecule: messenger RNA, 4200 nt
Organism: Candidozyma auris
Lineage: Eukaryota; Fungi; Ascomycota; Pichiomycetes; Serinales; Metschnikowiaceae
Gene: SAC3
Product: Sac3p
Exons: 1
Coding region: 1-4200 (1399 amino acids)
Biological process (GO): mRNA export from nucleus
Cellular component (GO): transcription export complex 2; nucleus; cytoplasm
Source: RefSeq, a predicted model, not a curated record